This is a messenger RNA of Hippocampus comes (tiger tail seahorse), 2364 nucleotides long. It is a transcript of the gene sema7a, whose product is annotated as semaphorin 7A (JohnMiltonHagen blood group). NCBI's taxonomy places the organism in Eukaryota, Metazoa, Chordata, Actinopteri, Syngnathiformes, Syngnathidae. Gene Ontology annotation, molecular function: integrin binding; chemorepellent activity; semaphorin receptor binding. Gene Ontology annotation, cellular component: external side of plasma membrane; plasma membrane. The record is from RefSeq and is a predicted model, not a curated record. Gene Ontology annotation, biological process: negative chemotaxis; axon guidance; positive regulation of cell migration. The transcript is spliced from 15 exons. The coding region runs from base 52 to 1947 and encodes 631 amino acids.
UGAGGCCCUGCCUGCAUGCGGAUCAGUCGCUUGGGGGAUGACCACAGAUGAAUGCACAAGAUGAAGCUGAUUCAAAGUCUUUUCCUGUCUUUUCUUGCACAUUUUCACUGGACCCUCCACGUCACCUCAGAGGACACACCGACCUUUGGCUCGAAAAAUAGCCCCAGACUUCUGAGUCAAGAUGUCAUCAAAGGAAGAUUUGUCUAUCCGGUCCAUCAAAACCACACUGUUUUAAUUUAUCAUGAAGACUCCGGGGAGAUUUAUAUCGGAGGAACUGACUUUGUGUUCAAGCUUGACUUGGAUCGCUAUCAAAUCGCUCAAGAAAUUCAUCUCCCGGCCACAGAGGAAGAGCAGUGCCAGGAGGGCUCUUGUGAAAAUAUCAUCACUGUCAUUGAGAAGUUUGGGGACACUCUGUUUGUCUGCGGGAGCAACGGACACAGGCCUCACUGCUGGAGACUUGUGAGUUCUUCCGCGGCGGUGGUGAAGCAUCACGAUGGGACGGGCAUCUCUCCGUUUACGUACACCCAGAACUCGCUGUCUCUCCGAGUUGAAGGCGAUCUCUACGCUGCAGCACCGCUGGAUACUGAUGGAAGCUCUUUGCAGUUCAGAAGGAAAGCAGGCAGGAGGGCAAAUGUCUGGAUGUACGACAGUUGGGUUUCAGAGCCCACAUUUGUCUCUGCCUCCUGGGUGAAGAGGAAAGAGGACCCCGAAAAUGAAAAGAUCUACAUCUUUUUCCGGGAAAAGAACUCUGACCAAAACCCGGAAGCCGAUCCGUGGAUUUCCAGAGUGGCCAGAGUUUGUAAGACUGACGAAGGCGGAUCAAAGCGAUUUUUCCAGAACACGUGGACAUCUUUCCUCAAGGCUCGUUUGGUGUGCGGCUUCCCAGAAGAGUCCUUGUAUUUCAACCGCCUGCAGGACAUCUACGUGCAGCAUGCCGAAGACUGGCGGGACACAAGGGUGUAUGCCCUCUUCACCAGCAGCUGGAACGCCACUGCAGUCUGUAUUUAUUCCAUGGAAACUAUUGAGGGCAUUUUUAACAACUCCACCUUCAAGGGCUAUGACAAGGCUAUUCCAGAACCAAGGCCAGGAACUUGUGUUCGCAACAGCCGCCUACUGCCAUUGGCCACCGUCAGCGUGGUGAGGGAUCAUCCGGAAAUGAGCGACUGGGUCCACUCGGUGCACUACGUGAAUCCGUUUUACGUCAGCAACGAAAACUACACCAAGAUCGUUGUGGACCGCGUCCAAGCGGCGGACCAGAGUGUGUACAGCGUUCUGCUGCUGGCCACUGACUCUGGGAAGAUUCAUAAAAUUCUAGAGUCGGGAUCGGAACCUUUCAUCAUCUCCCAAACGCAAAUCCCCAGUCAGUCCAGCUUACAGUCGAUGAAACUGGACUCCAAAAAGAAAAAACUAGUUGCGAGUUUUGCAGAGGAAAUUUCUGUGGUGGACCUCCGGAGUUGUUACGAGUAUAACAAAUCCUGCGCCGACUGCGUAUUAGCUCGGGACCCCUAUUGCUCCUGGACUCCAUCUGGAUGCACCCCGACAGUCCCUGAGGGCAUUCAAAAUAUUAUCGAUGGGAAAACAAGUGUGUGUUCUGCAUCCACAUCAGAACAUAAUCAAGUCAACCGGAGCAGAAGGAACGCCGCAUCGCCCCUAGAUAAGGAUUUGUUGACUCUGCACGCUGUGCCUAUGGGCGUCCCUUUUUACCUGUCGUGUCCGAUUGACUCUUACCAUGCCGUCUACACGUGGAAACACGAAGACCAAAGCAGCCCUUGCCUACAGAUGCGCUCCAACUGCCUGCUCCUCAUCCCCGCCAUGAACCACGCGAGCUACGGCACCUACGAGUGUGUCUCGGAAGAGAGGGACUACGUCAAGGUGGUGAAGGGAUAUCAUCUCACGGAGCAAGGGGGUCCACGUAGGAACUCCGAGCGAGCUUCAUCCACACAAUGAGUGAGUGCUCUGGAGUGCAUGUUCCCAAACAGUGAGUCUCGCACAUGUUGAGGCAGGUGGUUUAGUCUACAAGGAGUGCGCAGUCUGGCUCUCUUCCAGCCAAAUUGAGCGAGUGUAUUGUGUGCAGAAGGGUGGAGGCACACCUCCCACCCACCCCCGAGUCCUUCGAUGAAUUUCCUUGUUUUGUUCCCCCCACCACCGCCACCUACCUCUGCUGAGAACAACUCACGGACAAGGAGGCCUUUGUAAACGUGCAAUAAGACAGCCUUUGUUACGGAGUCGACAAUUUCUAACCUCUUCAAUAAUAUACAUUUUAUUUCAACUACUAAUGAUCAUGUUUCUUGCACUAUCGUAUGUAUAUUUGUACCUGUGUAGAGAUGAUGCCGGGUUUAAGAUAAAUUAUACUCCAUAUUUAUU